This is a messenger RNA of Pipistrellus kuhlii (Kuhl's pipistrelle), 2400 nucleotides long. RefSeq names its product lebercilin LCA5 like (gene LCA5L). The coding region runs from base 231 to 2378 and encodes 715 amino acids. Gene Ontology annotation, cellular component: axoneme. The transcript has 9 exons. Lineage: Eukaryota; Metazoa; Chordata; Mammalia; Chiroptera; Vespertilionidae. The record is from RefSeq and is a predicted model, not a curated record. Gene Ontology annotation, biological process: intraciliary transport.
AUCUUUCACCUGGUUUCCAUAUUUAUUGGUGAGACCUUAACACUUUCUUUCUGUAAUAUCCUUCUAGGUUUUUUUGAAACAUAUAUUCUUUGUUUAAAAAGAAGCCAAAGCAUGUCCGAAAAUACUACCUCGGAAACCCCGUAAAUACUGCAGUGUGAGGAACCGCCGCUCCGAGCACACCGCUGAUCUUCCUGUCUCAGGCAGGGUGGAUAGAGAGCAGCAGGUGUGCUAUGUCUUUGGCUGGCGCAGCAGGCACCCAUGGCGAUGAGCACUUCCCCGCCCUGGCCCUGGGAGGCAGCCUGCUGUCCAAGGAGCCCGGGGGCAGCCCCAGCCUGGCCGACCUGCCCAGGGAUGGCAACGCCUCCGAUAAGAGCAUCGACUACAGCAGAUCUCAGUGCUCCUGCAGCCUAAUUUCUUAUUAUGAUUACUCAGAAGACUUUCUCUCUGACUGUUCAGAAACACCCACUAAUGAAAACAGCCACUAUUUAGAGAAGCCUGUGAUAAAGGAAAAAAAGGAGAAGAAAGACUACGUUUCUGAACUCUUCCAACCUAAAGCCAACAGGUGGCCUUGUCACAGAGCACCUCAGUGCUUGGAUUUCAGUGGCCUCCUGCCUUGCAUCUCAGCGGGAGAACUAUGGUUUGAGUCACCAAUGAAAUACCAAUUCCUGUCUCAACAGCCCGAGAAGAUGUUCUCCAACUCUGGCCAGAAGGAAAUCUCGGUUGAAAAAAAGCAGAAGUGGAAUGCAUCCCUUUUAAAUUCCAAAAUCACCAUGAUUACCCAGAGGAGAGAUGCCAUAACUCAGCGCGUGCUCUCGGCCCGGCUCCGUAAGAUCAAAGAGUUGAAAAACGAAUUGAGUGACAUUCAUCGGAGGAUGGAGGCCACGGCCCUGGAGAACCAGCUACUGAAGCAGCUUGAGAUUAGGCACCUGAAAGCUAUAGGCAGAUAUGAGACUUCCCAGAAUAAUGUCCCCCAGAUCAUGGCCAAGCACCAGAAUGAAGUGAAAAGCUUACGGCAGCUCCUGAAGAAGUCCAAGGAGAAGGAGAGGGCCGUGUCCCGGAAGCUGAAGGAGACGGACAGCAAGCUGCUGAAGACCAAGGACGCGCUGCAGGCACUGCAGAGCCUCUCGGAGGACCGCAGCCUGGCCCAGCGGGAGGAGCUCACCGAGCGGCUGGCCGUGCUCACCGCCAAGAUGGAGGCCAACGACAAGCAGAUCCAGAACUUGGAGAAGCAGCUGCGCCUGAACAACAAGGCCUUCAGCCGGCAGCUGGCCAUCGAGAACCAGAAGACGCUGGCCGCCCAGACCGCCAAGGAGACGCUGCAGGCGGAAGUCAAGCUCCUCCAGCAGAAACUGAAGGAGAAAGAUCGAGAGCUUGACAUAAAAAACAUCUAUACUAAUCGGAUAAUGAAAAAUUUACAUGACAAAGAAGAGUAUCCAAUAGUUUCUUCAACAAAAUCCGUGCAGACAGACAGGAAAAGUGUUCCAUUUACCAGGACAAGACAACAGGGCACCCAGAAAUCGGAAGAUGUGCCGUCUUUGACGACUAAGGGUAAAAAGACAACAGGAAACACGGGUCAUAAAGAAAAAGCCACUGGCCUAGUCCAUGUGAUCCCUCACAGUGGCAGUAAACUAGCAAGCCAAGAGGAGUCCAAGAGAAAAUAUGAAGAUUUAUCAAAGGAAGAGGAACACCCGAGCGUACCAGCAGCUCUGGAGAACCCUGGAAGACAGAGGGAGAGACAAGCCGAUCAGGAGAAGAGAACCACGUUAGAAAAAGAACAAGAACUGCCGUCCAAAAGAAUCCAGGUCUCUCACCCUGAGCGGGGAAGCCAGCAGGAAAACGAUGCAAAAGAGGAGCUGAAAAAAGGCGCCCCGAAAGGCGCCCGGGACGAGGCACCGAGUAAGAACGCCCAGAACGCCAAGGCACACCUCCGGCAGAGAAAGCAUUAUCUGUUCACGGAAGCCACGGAAAAUCUGCAUCACGGGCUUCCUGCCUCGGGUGGGCCGGCCAGGCCAGGCGUCUGGAGGUGCAGCCACAGCACAGGCAGACGGCGCGGCGCCAAAGAGCUGAAGCCCAGGCCCGCUGGGUGCGGGUACGAGCCCUCCUUCGGGAAUCCCCCCAGAGCAAAGGCGAGAGACGCAACCUUCAGAGAAAAGAAGAGCCAUCUGAUGGAGGAGCUCUUUGGAUCAGGCUGUGUCUUUAAAAACGACCAGGAGAGCACUGCUAACGAAGGGUCCGAGGAGACCUGGGAAAGUAAGCAGCAGCAGCCACCCCCGAGUCAGGCCUCUGCCCGCAAUGCUUUUGGCGAUUCUAAAGUAACUGUGGUGAAUUCUGUUCAGCCAUCGUCACCGACAGAAGGAAAAGUAAAGAUAAUUAUUUAAAUAAAAUCGAUAUUCUAAUACA